Molecule: messenger RNA, 2112 nt
Organism: Lonchura striata (white-rumped munia)
Lineage: Eukaryota; Metazoa; Chordata; Aves; Passeriformes; Estrildidae
Gene: TP73
Product: tumor protein p73
Biological process (GO): apoptotic process; regulation of transcription by RNA polymerase II; protein tetramerization
Cellular component (GO): nucleus
Molecular function (GO): protein binding; DNA-binding transcription factor activity, RNA polymerase II-specific; RNA polymerase II cis-regulatory region sequence-specific DNA binding
Source: RefSeq, a predicted model, not a curated record
AGAGCAGUAAAUAACGUAGAUCCUCAAUCCCAGGCCACUCCUGCCCGCUGGAGACCUCCGGGGGAACUCAAAACUCAGAGUGAUUUAUCCUCUGUCGGACUCCCCCACUGUGAAGAUGUCCCAGUCAUCCCCAGCUGAUGAAGGCCCCACGUUCGAGCACCUCUGGAGCACGCUGGAACCAGACAGCACCUACUUCGACCUCCCUCCAGCCAACCCCAGCGGCAGCAGUGAGGUCUCCGACCGCCCCGAGGUCACGAUGGACGUGUUCCAGAUGAGAGGCAUGACUGACUCGGUGAUGUCCCAGUUCAAUUUGCUGAACAACAGCAUGGAUCAGAGCAUCGGCAGCAGAGCAGCCUCCACCAGCCCCUACAGCUCCGAGCACACCUCCAAUGUCCCAACGCACUCGCCCUACUCGCAGCCCAGCUCUACCUUCGACGCCAUGUCCCCGGCCCCCGUCAUCCCCUCCAACACCGACUACCCUGGUCCCCACCACUUCGAGGUGACCUUCCAGCAGUCCAGCACCGCCAAGUCAGCCACCUGGACAUACUCCCCGCUGCUGAAGAAGCUCUACUGUCAGAUUGCCAAGACAUGCCCCAUCCAGAUCAAGGUGUCCACCUCGCCGCCCCCGGGCACCAUCAUCCGGGCCAUGCCCGUCUACAAGAAGGCAGAGCACGUCACCGAGGUGGUGAAACGCUGCCCCAACCAUGAGCUCGGCCGCGACUUCAAUGACGGCCAGUCAGCCCCUGCCAGCCACCUCAUCCGGGUGGAAGGCAACAACCUGUCCCAGUACGUGGAUGACCCGGUGACGGGGCGGCAAAGCGUGAUGGUGCCCUACGAGCCUCCGCAGGUGGGGACCGAGUUCACCACCAUCCUGUACAACUUCAUGUGCAACAGCAGCUGCGUGGGAGGGAUGAACAGGAGGCCCAUCCUCAUCAUCAUCACCCUGGAGACGAGAGACGGCCAGGUCCUGGGCAGGAGAUCCUUCGAGGGCCGGAUCUGUGCCUGUCCCGGCAGGGACCGCAAAGCCGACGAGGAUCAUUUCCGAGAGCAGCAAGCCCUGAACGAGAGCUCGGCCAAGAACGGCAACGCCAACAAGCGCACCUUCAAGCAGAGCCCACAGGGCAUCCCAGCGCUGGGCACUGGCAUUAAGAAACGGAGGCACGGGGAGGAGGAGAUGUACUACGUGCCUGUGCAAGGCCGGGAGAACUUUGAGAUCCUGAUGAAGAUAAAGGAGAGCCUGGAGCUGGUGGAGCUGGUCCCGCAGCAGCUGGUGGAUUCCUACCGGCAGCAGCAGCAGCAGCUCCUGCAGAGGCAGAGCCAGCUGCAGACAGCUUCCUCCUACGGCCCUGUCCUUUCCCCCAUUAAUAAAGUCCAUGGAGGAGGAAUCAACAAGCUGCCCUCUGUGAACCAGCUGGUGGGGCAGCCUGCCCAACACGGCUCCAGUUCUGCACCCAGCCUGGGCCCCAUGGGACCUGGAAUGCUGAACAGUCACCCCAUGCAGACCAACGGAGAAAUGAAUGGGGGCCACUCAUCCCAGUCCAUGGUGUCCGGGUCACACUGCACCCCCCCGCCACCCUACAACGCCGACCCCAGCCUCGUCAGUUUUUUAACAGGAUUGGGGUGUCCAAACUGCAUCGACUAUUUCACCUCACAAGGGUUACAGAAUAUUUACCACCUGCAGAACCUAUCCAUAGAGGAUCUCGCAGCACUGAAGAUCCCGGAGCAGUACCGGAUGCUCAUCUGGCGGGGUCUGCAGGAGCUCAAGCAGAGCCACGACUACGGGGCCCAGCAGCUGAUCCGCUCCAGCAGCAACGCCUCCACCAUCUCCAUCGGCAGCUCGGGCGAGCUGCAGCGGCAGCGGGUGAUGGAGGCCGUGCACUUCCGCGUGCGCCACACCAUCACCAUCCCCAACCGCGGCGCGGCCGACGACUGGGCCGACUUCGGCUUCGACCUCCCGGACUGCAAAUCCCGCAAACAGUCCAUAAAGGAGGAGUUCACGGAGGGGGAGAUCAACUGAGGGGCUCCAGAGGCGGCAGCGAGACACCGGCGGGGUGACAAACCCCCCCCUCGAAAUGUAUUUGCAGCCUUGGGCGCCUGGAGAGGUUUAAUUUU